AUGGCACACGAAGUGGAACCUUUAAAGGCUCAAAAGCCCCAGAAAACAUCUUUGAAAGCAAGAUAUCAAUCUCUCAUAGAGAAUAUUACUAUUGAACCAGUGCUAGCGUGUUCUACAAUACCUGGAACUCUGGCUAGACUCGCGACACAAAAUCUCAACUUGGACAAAGCUUGUAGAUUAAAUUUGAAGUAUGGAGAUGCAGUCUGCGACGCCCUCAUUGCAAGAAAAGGUGAUACGUAUAGAACUGAAGAAACUGCAGUUCAAGAAGUCAUAGCAGGAAUAGAAAUUUGGCAGAACAUUUUAUAUCACGCAAUGCCAUGUUUCAUAAUCCUGUUUAUAGGAGCCUGGAGCGACAGAACUGGAAGAAGGAAAAUAUACAUUCUGCUACCAAUUGUGGGAAAUUUACUGACGUGUAUCAGCAAUAUUGUCAAUACCUACUUCUUCUAUGAGCUGCCACUUGAAUUGUGCAUGUUUAUGGAAGCAUUCUGUCCUUGUAUCACUGGAGGAUGGGUUACAUUGAGCAUGGGAGCAUUUUCUUACAUAAGUGACGUAUCCAGUGAAGAGACCAGGACAUUCAGAAUGGGUAUAGCUAGCCUCUGUUUCACAGCGUGUCGUCCAAUCGGAAUGGCUUUAAGUGGAGUAUUGUUGAAGAAAAUGGGAUAUUAUGGAGUAUUUUCCUUAAGCGCUCUUUUAUAUGCAGUCAGCAUAGUCUACGGAGUAUAUUAUAUUAAAGAUCCCAAUCUACCAAGAUCCAAGGAAGUUGCUGAGGAUAAAGGAUUCCUUAGAACUUUCUUCGAUCUAAAGCACGUGAAAAAUACCAUAACGGUUGUUUUGAAAAAAGGACCAAACAGGCGAAGAUUUAAAUCUAUUAUGGUGUUAGUUUGUUUAGCAAUCAUCGAUGGACCAAAUAUGGUGAGCCACCGAGGUCAUCAAAUUGCCAGAGAUUUCGCACUCCGUUAUUUGUACAGUCGAUAUCGAUUCAAUUGGGAUGCUGUUAUGUAUAGCUUUUAUGUGACUGUUUACAUCAUUUUGCAUUCCUUCGGGGCUUUGGUGUCAAUAAGCAUCUUCAGUCGUAAAUUGCACUGGGAUGACUCCGUGUUGGGUCUUAUUUCUAACAUCAGCAGAAUAGCCGGUGCGCUGGUUACUGGUUUGGCUCAAAACAGCUUUCACAUGUAUCUAGCAGUAGCAAUCGAGACGUUCAACGCAACGUCUACCACAGCACUACGAUCCAUCUCCUCUAAACUAGUCAGCCGUGAUGAAAUAGGCAAGCUACAAUCUGUCUUCAACCUGACUGCGGAAGUAGCUUCCUUGACCUUCGUCCCAUUGUACUCCUGGAUGUACAUGGUAACGCUAAAAUAUGAUGCCGGUUUCGUUUAUUACGUCAGUGCUGGUAUAACAGUGAUCGCCGUAUUCAUUUUUGGAUGGUUCUAUAAAAUCCACAAAGAAAGUAUGAAGAAACGAAAAUCAACAGACAGUAACAAUUGUGAAGACAUCAAAGACAAAAAUGAUCGGCGGAAUUCAGAUGUCAAGAAAAAAGAAGACCUUGUGACUUGCGGUUUAGAGUUAAUGGAUGAACAAAUUAUCGUACAGUAA
This is a messenger RNA of Hyposmocoma kahamanoa, 1593 nucleotides long. Its product is annotated as proton-coupled folate transporter-like. Gene Ontology annotation, molecular function: transmembrane transporter activity. The transcript has 8 exons. Gene Ontology annotation, cellular component: membrane. Lineage: Eukaryota; Metazoa; Arthropoda; Insecta; Lepidoptera; Cosmopterigidae. Gene Ontology annotation, biological process: transmembrane transport. The record is from RefSeq and is a predicted model, not a curated record. Bases 1 to 1593 code for a protein of 530 amino acids.